This is a messenger RNA of Helianthus annuus (common sunflower), 1140 nucleotides long. RefSeq lists its product as uncharacterized. Bases 1 to 1140 code for a protein of 379 amino acids. The transcript has 3 exons. NCBI's taxonomy places the organism in Eukaryota, Viridiplantae, Streptophyta, Magnoliopsida, Asterales, Asteraceae. Gene Ontology annotation, molecular function: nucleic acid binding. Gene Ontology annotation, biological process: DNA integration. The record is from RefSeq and is a predicted model, not a curated record.
AUGGAAAAGGCACUUGCACGCUACGGUGUCACUCAUCGUCUUUCUACCGCGUACCACCCGCAAACUAGUGGCCAAGUAGAGAAUGCUAACCGAGGGGUGAAGAGAAUCUUAGAGAAAACGGUAGGAAAAAGUAGAAAGGAUUGGUCGGAAAAGCUCGACGACGCUUUGUGGGCAUUCCGUACCGCCUAUAAGACACCGUUAGGCACAACACCCUUUAUGAUCGUGUAUGGCAAAGCUUGCCAUCUUCCGGUAGAAUUAGAGCAUAGGGCGUUGUGGGCAUUAAAAACCGUAAACCUUGACCUUACCGAAGCCGCAAGGAGGAGAUUCUUCCAGAUUCAUGAGUUGGAAGCACUGAGGGAUGCCGCUUAUGAAAGAUCAUGGAGUAUCAAGGAGAAAACUAAGGCAUUGCAUGAUAGGCGGUUGAGAGGUUUGAAAGAUUUUAAGGUAGGUGAUAAAGUACUUUUGUUCAACUCACGGUUGAAAUUGAUAGCAGGAAAAUUGAAAUCGAGGUGGAGUGGCCCGUAUGUGGUGAAAGAAGUGUUUCCAUACGGCACGGUUGAGCUAUACGAUGAGGUCGAUAAAGGUGUGUGGAAGGUAAACGGCCAUAGACUGAAACAUUACUUGGGAGGUCCUAUUGAUACUACUGAAGAGGAAGAAAUUCCUCUAGAGGACCCACCUACCUUUUCCGAACGGUUUCAUCAUCGCUACGGAAUGGAGAAAGCACGAGAAAAGAGGUCCCAGAUCAUGUCAGGUGCAGGAUCCUCGUCCAACCCAAGGAAGAGAAGAAUCAAGUAUCGUGGGAACGAUAGGAGAGUGUACGCCAAGAUUGACAAGUUGAGUGAUCAUCCGAUGUUAGACUUUGAUGAAGAUACUGAAGAAAGGGUUAAGAUGAAAAAGUAUGUGGUAACCCAAACUUUGGAACAUCGGAUCAUAGAUUGGGAAUGGUUGGAGAGUAUGGGGGCAAGUGAGCGGGUCAAUGAGUUGCUAGGACCAAGGUUGCGGAUGGUUAUGGAUGCGUGUGAAGAGACGCAAUAUACCGAGCUUACUAUAGAGUUCCAUUGUACCUUCCGUCACAAGGAGGGUGCAUUUUCUGAAGCUAAUGCGGUAUCAUUCUCGUUGGGGAGGAAUUGUACGAGAUGA